Molecule: messenger RNA, 4522 nt
Organism: Clupea harengus (Atlantic herring)
Lineage: Eukaryota; Metazoa; Chordata; Actinopteri; Clupeiformes; Clupeidae
Gene: adcy1b
Product: adenylate cyclase 1b
Biological process (GO): cAMP biosynthetic process; adenylate cyclase-activating G protein-coupled receptor signaling pathway; intracellular signal transduction
Cellular component (GO): plasma membrane
Molecular function (GO): adenylate cyclase activity
Source: RefSeq, a predicted model, not a curated record
AGAAGGUCUUUUUUCUGCCCCAACCCCCACAAUGAUAUCCAACCCCCCACCUCUACCUGUGAAGAUUGAUCUAUUCAGUUGCUGCUCGCCAACAGAUGUAAUGCCAUUUUCUCUCUUCUCCACCCCUCACCCCCUUUUAAUUUUUACGCCUUUUGUGGUGAUGUUUCCAUUUAUGGUAUCACUGUAAGCCACCUGAACAUAAUCAUGUGAGGUGACUGAGAAGUGCAGGUGACUUCCCCCUAUGUGUCACACUAUUUUAAGAGCAUUUUCACAGGCAUGAGGCGUCAACAGGCUCUGAAUUACAUUAAAGUUUCCUUGGCUUGGUGUGAUAAAAAAAUAGUGUUACCAAAUGUGAGAAAGUAACAAGUAAGAAUGCGUUCUAGUAGUAUAUGUAUCAUAUAUUAAGGAUUUUAGUCAGUGCUUGUGCAGCUUCAACGAUAGCCCAUUACAAAAUGAUAUUUUCCAAGAUAUGUGUUAGGACAAAGGAGCAUUUGGAUAUGCACAAACACACUUUCUUGCUUUGUGUGUAUGACAGGGCUUAUCUACACAGAUUAUUUUGAAAUCCAGUCUGCCAUUAGAAUUGAUACCCUCUGCCAGUCUUAAUCACUUGAGGUUGUCAUAAAAUUCAGCCUUAAUGCAUUUGUUGUGAAUUUCUCAGAUGGAUAUUCCCUCAAAUAUCCUCUAGCUUAAAUGUAAUCGAAAAGGAAGAUAUCUUUCCGUUUACCGAUUCGAAUUAGUGUCUGGGAAUCGCUUCUUUUCAAAUCUUGCUGGUCUUUCCAAUCUGUUGAGUUACUGAGACGUGCUUUAUCCCAACCUCACAUUGCGCAGGCGUGAUCCAACCUGAGCCCUGCGAAUAGCCUAGACUAGAACUCCGUUUGUCGAGUGAGAGGCUACGUAUCGCCCAGUUUCCCUCAUCACAGAGAAGAAACUACUCGUAGAAAAUGCCGUCAAUAUCUACCCGUUAGAACCUUCUCCCCAGACAGCCUGAGGCAUGCCUGUAUCCUCGGCUGCAGUUCUCCACGGCAAACAUCAGAUUUCAACCUGUGGAUAGCAGGCGGAAAGAGCUGGGCACCACACUGCCGCUCUGCCCGCUUCAGACACAGCUAUCUGGGACGCUUACCCAGAACUUGCUUUCGCGUUUGGUCAAGGGAAUCUCUCCGCGGCGCAGACUGUGACAGAGUAUCAGCUUUCGGCUUAUGAAUGGCCCUGGCAUGGAGGAAAUUCCGUUUCAGAAAGUCAAAACCCGGCGGAAGAGAGGCCACUGUCCGUCCGGCGUCCCUCUUACCGCCAUUGUUUGCGAGGACGAGUUUGAUUGCAAAGAGCUAGAGUCCCUCUUCCACAACUACAACCUGAAGCUGGAACAGACCUCGACCCUUAAAGCGCUGGCUGUACUUAUCAUCAUGGCUUUGACCCUGGCUGUGGUGGAGCUGCUCUCCGGUCCUAACCUCACCAUCUCCAAGGGGUCCCAUCCGGUGCACUGCAUUAUAUUCAUCUCGCUGUUCAUUGUGACCAACGUCAAGUACCUGCAGGUGACCCAGCUACAGCAGAUCGUCAACCUGACCUUGCUGUUCAGUUUCACCUUCUCCUUCCUCAGCUGCCCGUUCCCGCACAGCGCGGCCGGGAUGGUACCGCCAACCGCUCCUGAGCAGGGCAUGUGGCAGCUCAUGCUGGUGACAUUUGUCGCCUACUCACUCCUGCCUGUCCGGACACUGUUGGCCAUCAUAUUUGGCAUUAUGGUUGCCAUAUGUCACAUCAUUGUUACAGCCACUUCGGUAACGGUGAAAAGGCAGAAAUUGUGGAGAACGUUGGUGGCCAACACGGUGCUCUUCACCAGCGUGAACCUGUCGGGGAUGUUUGUGCGCAUCCUCACAGAGAGAGCGCAGAGGAAAGCCUUUCUGCAGGCGCGCAACUGCAUUGAGGAGAGGCUACGCAUGGAGGAUGAGAAUGAGAAACAGGAGCGUCUCCUGAUGAGCUUGUUGCCCAGGAAUGUGGCCAUGGAAAUGAAAGAAGACUUCCUGAAGCCCCCGGAGAGGAUUUUUCACAAGAUCUACAUCCAGCGGCACGACAACGUCAGUAUCCUGUUUGCUGAUAUUGUGGGCUUCACCAGCCUGGCCUCCCAGUGCACAGCUCAGGAGCUUGUCAAGCUGCUGAAUGAACUCUUUGGGAAGUUUGACGAGCUGGCCACGGAGAACCACUGCAGACGCAUUAAGAUUCUGGGGGACUGCUACUACUGCGUGUCAGGCCUGACCCAGCCCAAGACGGACCACGCCCACUGCUGUGUGGAGAUGGGCCUGGACAUGAUUGACACCAUCACGUCAGUGGCGGAGGCGACAGAGGUGGACCUGAACAUGCGCGUAGGACUGCACACUGGCCGAGUGCUCUGUGGGGUUCUGGGACUGCGGAAGUGGCAGUAUGAUGUUUGGUCCAAUGACGUGACGCUAGCCAAUGUGAUGGAAGCUGGGGGACUGCCUGGGAAGGUCCACAUCACCAAAUCCACACUGGAUAGCCUAAACGGAGACUACGAGGUGGAGCCGGGCAAUGGCAAAGAGAGGAACGCCUUCCUGCAGAAACAUGACAUCGAGACCUUCUUCAUAGUGCCAUCUCACCGCAGGAAGAUUUUCCCUGGCCUGAUCCUGUCUGACAUCAAGCCUGCCAAAAAGAUGAAGUUUAAAACAGUGUGCUACCUGCUGGUCCAGCUGAUGCACUGCAGGAAGAUGUUCAAGGCUGAGAUCCCCUUCUCCAGCGUCAUGAACUGUGAAGAUGGAGACAAGAGACGCGUGCUGCGCUCGGCACCGGAGAAGCUGCGGAACCGUACGUCUGUGUCGGCCAACGUGACGCAGAGCCCCCCGGGCACGCGGGUGAACCGCUACAUCAGCCGGCUGAUCGAGGCGCGGCAGACGGAGUCAAACACAGCAGACCUGCACUUCCUCACGCUCAUGUACAAGAGCUCAGAGAGGGAACACAGGUACCACCAGCUUCAUGAUGAAUAUUUCACUGGUGCCGUUGUCCUCUCUCUACUUCUCGCUGCCUUGUUCGGACUAGUUUACCUCCUCAUCAUACCACAGAGGACAGUGGUUCUAGGGCUGCUUGUCUUCUGCAUCUGUUUCCUGGUGGCUUGUAUCAUGUAUUUGCAUAUCACUAGUGUACAGUGUUUUCCAGGGUGCCUCACCAUCCAGAUCCGUACGGUUCUGUGUGUUUUCAUUGUGCUCUUAAUCUACGCCGUGGCCCAGGCUUGUGUGGUGGGCUGCAUGCCAUGGGUGUGGGGAUCCAACUCCACCAGCUCCAUCAUCAUCAUAGACACUGAUGGCGGUGCCAACCGCACCAUGGAUGAGCUGCCCUGCGAUGGUGCCCGCUAUGCCUUCCUGUCCUGCGUGGUGGGCACUCUCACGCUGGCACUGUUCCUGCGCGUCUCCUGGCUUCCCAAGAUGGUGCUGCUUGUACUGCUCAGCAUCCUCUACAUCACCGUGCUGGAGCUGAGCGGAUUCCGCAAGACCUCUGUGGGGGGCAGUAUGAGCUCCUUCCACAUGCGUGGCUUCGAACCCCUCCUCUCCCUGCUGCUCUUCUCAAGUGCCCUGGCCCUGCACUCCAGACAGCUGGACCUCAAGCUCAGGAUGGAUUUUCUCUGGGCCACGCAGGCGGAGGAAGAGAGAGAUGGGAUGGAGAAAGUCAAACUGGACAACAGGAGGAUCCUGUUCAACCUGCUGCCCGCCCAUGUGGCCCAGCACUUCCUUAUGUCCAACCCAAGGAACAUGGUGAGUCAUGCGGACUCUAGACAAGACCAGAAGCCAUCAUCACAGACCCAAAACUUCACUGAAGGCCAAUAUUCCCUAUUGGUUUUGAAGAACGAGGAUCUCUAUUACCAGUCAUAUGCCCAGGUCGGAGUGCUGUUUGCCUCCAUUCCUAACUUCAACGACUUCUACAUUGAACUGGAUGGAAACAACAUGGGGGUAGAAUGCCUGCGGCUGCUGAAUGAGAUCAUUGCUGACUUUGAUGAGCUCAUGGACAAAGAGUGUUACAAGGACAUUGAGAAGAUUAAAACCAUUGGCAGCACUUACAUGGCAGCAGUGGGAUUGGUGCCAACCAUCGGAACCAAGGCAAAAAAGUCUGCGGCCACACACCUAAGCACGGUGGCAGACUUCGCCAUUGAGAUGUUUGACGUUCUGGACGAAAUCAACUAUCAGUCCUACAACGACUUCGUCUUGCGAGUUGGUAGGUUUGUGUGGGUGUAUGUGCAUGUGUGUUGACCGACUGUGAGCUUCUCCACAGCGAUGCAUCCAGUUUUGCGAGCACUCGUGCAAAAAGCAGUAAAUUGGUAGAAGGAGUCACGCUUUUACUUCAUCAGUGGUGACAGCGCACCUUAGGCGCCUUAGCAACAGCUGACAUGAGGAGUAAUGAAAAUUCAUGAGGCGUUGAUGGGUACAUAACAAGUCCCCAAGCGAUGCAUUAUCACAAUAAAUCAUGAGAUAUCCUCUUUGCCUCGGCAUAGCAUGCAAGGUUUCACAUCUAAUUGGUAGUGUGUUUU